Messenger RNA from Bactrocera dorsalis (oriental fruit fly), 795 nucleotides. Its product is annotated as 5-hydroxyisourate hydrolase. The transcript is spliced from 3 exons. Gene Ontology annotation, molecular function: hydroxyisourate hydrolase activity. Bases 259 to 747 code for a protein of 162 amino acids. Gene Ontology annotation, biological process: purine nucleobase metabolic process. The record is from RefSeq and is a predicted model, not a curated record. Lineage: Eukaryota; Metazoa; Arthropoda; Insecta; Diptera; Tephritidae.
AUAAUGAAUUCUAAGAAACUUUAGAAAAAUGCAUAAAGCUGGCACUGCGCUUUGAGCUUUUUAUUUAAAAUUGCAAACAAAAAGUUUCUGAAACUGAGUUGCUAUUGGAACAUUGGUAUCACAAGAAAGAUUUUAAGCAAUAGUGGUGUUUAAAAGGGUAUACCAUACUCGUAUAUUAAUAUUUUGGUGAUAAACAACUCGUAUGAGUUUGAACAAUAUCAUACAGAAGAUAAACAAUAAGAGGAAUAUAGAUUAAAAAUGAAGAUAAGUGCAGCGCUCAUACUGUCACUCAGUAUAAUUUCCAUAAGAUAUCAUUGCACAAUGAGCAGUAGCUGGGAACGCAUUCGUCUUCGUGUCGAGACCAAAGAGGGUUUCGAGCCGGUUAGCAAUAAUAGCGUAAGCGCUGACGUGCGCACUAUAUCCGCCCAUAUAUUGGACACCACAGUGGGUCAGGCGGCAGCAAAUGUCAACAUUACCGUUUACCGUCUAGAGGGCGAAAAUAAUUGGCAGAAACUAAGUGAAGCAACCACCAAUCAAGAUGGUCGUGUGAACCAAUUAGUGCCCGCAACGGGCUACAAAUCCGGCAUCUAUAAGUUACAUUUCGACGUGAAACCAUAUCAUACUGAACGUGGCAUUAGCAGUUUUUAUCCCUUUAUUGAAAUAGUAGUGCUCUGUGAACAGGGUCAGCAUUAUCAUAUUCCAUUACUAUUGAAUCCUUUUGGCUAUACGACUUACAGAGGUACUUGAAUGAAUGUGAUAUUAAAUAAAUGGAAGAAUUUUUUAAGAAACCUGUAA